AUGGGCUGUUUGCAUCCAGAAACAGAAUCGCCAAAAUCAUCAGGAAAAACUUCCAAAACCAGUGUGACAAAUUACAUGACUCAGGCUUAUCCUCAAAACAUGCCCUUUUGGAUGAAAGCAUUCCAUAAAGUAGGUAUUGAGAACGUGAACUUCUUCGGUAAAGUCAUGGUUAAUCUUCAAGAGAUCAACGGUUUAAAAGAAAAGGUGGUCGAGCUGGAAAGAGAGUUGCAAAAACAAGUAGAAUUAAAGGAGACAUAUCAUUACAAAGCCAUGAAUCUUGAGAGAGAUAUUAGAAAUCUGCAGAACAUUGCCCAAGAGAACGGUUUUAUUCAUCUGAUUGCAGGAAAGCCAUCAAUUGAAGAUCCCCAUGAAAGCAUAGAAGAAUCAGAAACGGAGCAGAUUCCCACUUCUCCAACAUCUUGCUUGCUCUCUCUGCAUCAACAGGCUAUACAAGAGGGCUGGCAUAUUAACGAGCAUGAGAUAGAGCUGCACGAGCAGAUUGGAAAAGGGUCAACAUCCGAUAUAUUCAGAGGGACAUGGAGAGGUUUAGAUGUUGCAGUAAAGUGCAUACGGCCUGAGUUUUUCGAGAUGCACGAGGAAGCAAUUGAUUGGUUUUGCCAAGAAGUAGAAAUUAUUAUAAGGCAAAGACAUCCAUAUGUGCUUCAACUUAUAGGAGCAUGCCUCUCUCCUCCCAUGACAGCAUGGCUAGUCACAGAGUUACUAGGUUCACAAACAUUAAGAGAGUGGCUUUAUGGUCAUAAGGACCGCCAAAACCAAAGAACCAAACCUCUUCCACCUUUAUCUGAUCGACUACAAAUUGCAUUGGAGAUAUCUCAAGGAAUGCAGUAUCUCCAUGGACAAAAACCUAAGGUUUUACAUCGUGACUUAAAGCUUAGUAACAUAUUCUUGGAUGAUAACCACCAUGUUAAACUUGGAGAUUUUGGUCAUGCUCGCUUUCUAGUAGAUGGUGAACUUGCUCUCACUGGGGAAACAGGAACAUAUGUCUACAUGGCUCCAGAGGUUAUAAAGUCUCAACCAUAUGAUGAGAAGUCUGAUGUUUACAGUUAUGCCAUAAUUCUUAAUGAGUUGGUGACAGGACUACCACCUUAUAUUAAUUCCAACUAUCCUCCCCCAAAGAUAGCAUAUGAGGUUGCAGAAGGAAAUUUGAGGCCCACACUUCCAAAUGAUGAACAUAUCACAAAUGAUGCUCUAAUCAAUCUAAUAUGUUGUUCCUGGGAUACAAAUCCUUCGAAGAGGCCUACAUUUGAGAGCAUAACAUACACUAUGAAGAAAAUAAAAGAGGACAUCUUUGAAUGA
This is a messenger RNA of Cryptomeria japonica (Japanese cedar), 1317 nucleotides long. RefSeq names its product serine/threonine-protein kinase STY17-like. Gene Ontology annotation, molecular function: protein kinase activity; ATP binding. Gene Ontology annotation, biological process: protein phosphorylation. The record is from RefSeq and is a predicted model, not a curated record. The coding region runs from base 1 to 1317 and encodes 438 amino acids. The transcript is spliced from 7 exons. Lineage: Eukaryota; Viridiplantae; Streptophyta; Pinopsida; Cupressales; Cupressaceae.